This is a messenger RNA of Enhydra lutris kenyoni (northern sea otter), 4372 nucleotides long. Its product is annotated as zinc finger protein 717-like. Lineage: Eukaryota; Metazoa; Chordata; Mammalia; Carnivora; Mustelidae. Gene Ontology annotation, biological process: regulation of DNA-templated transcription. Bases 3293 to 4306 code for a protein of 337 amino acids. The record is from RefSeq and is a predicted model, not a curated record. The transcript has 5 exons.
CGGCCGCUGUGGCUGCGGGCCCCGGAGCUGCACACUGUCUCCCUCUCGUCUUCGCUAGCCGGUGUGGAGAGCUUCAGACAGGAGAGUCCAGGCUGUGGGAGCGGAGCCCCAGCGUCUUGGCCUGUAGCCGGUCUGGUCGCCUCCUCUCCCAGGGAUCCCUCCAGAGCCCUCUGUGCGCUUCCCGGAGCAGCGGACGAUGAACACAUCUCUGUGUUCCCAGAUUCAUUGUUUAUGCAGCACACCCAGUGCUCCAUGCAGUCCGUGCCUCCUUAAUAAGGGCUCAUGCUUUACAAUAGAAAAGUAGAAGUAAGUAAAAUGCAGCUUCAGGGUGAUACGCGGAAGCACGGGGACAGUGGCAUGCGGAUGUGGAUGGGUUAUAUGACCUGAGAGUCGUCCCAGGUGAGUGCAGGUUGGUCUCUGGUGUUUCCGAUGCCACAGCAGAAUGACACACAGUGUUGCUACCUGUUCAGAAAGGACCCUCAGAAGAGGCGUGUCCCAUUCUCACAGGACCUGGACUUUGCAGGCACAGAAGUCCGAAGCGGUGCCUUUGCUGGUCACACGGCUGAGGGGCGGACAGUGUUUUGCCACCAGUCCGGAAGUCAGCACUUGCAGCGCGGUGCGGCGGUCGUGGUCACCUGGUGCCGGAACGCAGUUUGCCUGAGAAAGCUUUGUUAAGGGAGAGUCCCAGGCAGCUUCUGGAGGGCCCUGCUGGGUCCGCGGCCCCACUGCGGCCACGGCCCGAGCCCUGCUAGAGUCAGACCCUGGGGUGUCUGCGGGACUGGCCGGCUGCAGGUCUUACUCUCCACGUGUUUCUGUCAGCCGGUCUGUGUAGGCUGUGUGUCCGACUGUGGAGAGUGGUAUUUUCUGAGAGAGAGUUCCACGGCUGUUUGCGCCUUACCCUACUCCCUGUCGUCUUCAUUCAUGUCUUCUAAGUGUAGAAAUAACCCUACAACCUACAGAGCGACCCAGAUUAUGUUUGAUUCAGUAAUGGUGCUGGGGGCUGUGCCUCACUCGACUCUUCUGCCGUGGGAAAACUGCUGUGCAGGGUCUUCUCCUGGACGUUCUCGUCUGUUAGCUUCUGGGGCGGCCUCCCUGGUGGUUUUUCUGCUUGUUCCUCUCCUGAACGCAGCUCAUCCCGGUGUUCAGAUCUGGGCCCCAUUUUCACACUCUGUGGUUUUCCUGGACUUGUCUGGCCCUCUGUGGUUGGACAGUCUGGACAGCGCCUCUCUCCAGCUCGGACCUCUUCCCUAGCCUUUCGACCACUAGUCCAAGCCCCUGGGGAAUGGUUUCGUGCAGCCGUCCAGAAGGCGCCCCAAGCGGAGUGAGUCCUGUGGGAAAAGCGCAUCUUCCUUUCUUCUCUCACGUGUCCUUCUUCCAGUUAGCCAGUGACCGUCACGACCAAAAUGGAGUUUCUGUUCUCCCUCUCUCUCCCCACGAACCUUGACUGGCAUCGAGGUCUGGACAAAUGGAUAAUGAGAUGGAGCCGCCAUUUCAGUCACACCCCACUGCAGUCAUACAGAAUAGCGUCAUUGUCCUCCAGCUCCUCCGUGCUCCUUCUGUUCAUUCUUCCUGCCUCCUAGCCCUUGGCCGUUGGUGAUGCUUUUCCUGUCUCCGUAGUUUUGCCUUUGACAGGCAGGCGUGCAGUUGGAAUCACACGGUAUGUGGUCUUUGACGUUUGCUCCUUUUACUUACUAGGGUGCAUUUGCGUUUCCUCCCCCAUUUUCCCCUCGCCCCGAUAGCUCCUUUGUCUUCAGCCCCGCGUGGCGUUCCCUUGUCAGAGGGGGGCACAGUUGAUUCGUGCAUCCGCUGAAAACAUUUGGUCACGUCCAGGUGUUGAUGGUUAUGAAUAAAGCCGCAGUAGGCAUCCGUGUGUUGGUUUCCAGAUGGACGUAAGUUUUCAGCUCCUCCAGAUGCGUAUCAGAGGUGCAAUGAAGGGAUCGUGGGUUGGAAGUUUGUGUGUACUUGUGCGGACGGUACAGCUGUCUUCCAAAUGGCUAAACCAUUUUGGUGGCUCGAUAUGGCAGCCAUAGCAAGUUAAAACUCUGCACUUCAUUCCGUUACCUUUUUAUUCACUCCUCACAGGGUUUACCACACGAGUCUUUACCAAACAUACUAGAGUAGUCGUGCCCUACUUCAUAGAAAAUAGGAACUUUUGAAUAGUAUAAAUCCAUUGCUGCCCCUGUCGUGUGAACUGUGGAUCGUACACACGUGUGUACAUACUGAACCUACAGACGUUAUGAGUGCCCUGUACAUUGUUGCAGUGUUUUCCCUAAAGGAUCAUGUUUUUUAUAGACGUGAAGAAGGAAAAUGCAUAUAUAUAUAUAUAUAUAUAUAUAUAGUUCUUAUAUUUUCCUACACACUUGGCAUUUCCAGUGAUUUGAUUCUGUCUUAUGGAUCCAGAUUAUCUGGUGUCACUUUGUUUCAACCAUGGAGAAGGUCCUUUGGCAUUGUAGUGCCGUCUUCCGAUGAAGAAUUAUGUUAGUUUGUAUUCCUCUGAAAAUGUUUGUAUUUCACUUCAGUUUUGUAGCAUAACUGCUCAGUGGGUGCAGAAUCAUGGAAUCGAAGGAUUUACAUUCACCACUUUGUUUUCCCAUUGUUUCUGAUAAGUUGCCCGUCCUUCCACGUACUUGUACCUGAACGUGCUUGCUCUUCUCUGGCUGCUUUCACGAUUUCUCUUUAUUUUUGGAUGUUGGCAGGUUGGCUGUGAUGUGCCUAGAAUAGGUUUGUUUGGUUUUUGUUUUUUGUUCUUUUCCUAAAUCUAACUUAAUUAUGGGCACUGAAGUUAAUAAAUCUGAAUAUUCAGGUCAUUCACAAAAUUUGUGAAGGUUGUAGCCAUUGUUUCUGAAAUAUGUGAAUGCUCUAUUUUUCCUCCUUUCCUCAUGGAACUGCAAUUACAUGUUGUUAGACUGUUUUUUAAGUUGUUUAUGGGCCUCUUUUUAUUUUUCUUCAUUUUUUUCUCUCAUAAAUAUUAGAAAAUAUCUGUUGAUCCAUCUCCCAAGUUCAGAGACUUUCUUUUGCUGUUGUUCCCAGUCUGAGGUAGGAAAUUGCUGCUGUGGUAUCCCUUUACCUUACCCCACAGUACAGAGUACAAACCAUGGGUAUAUUUUGUACAAGACCAAACACACAAAAAAGAAUGAACUCCUAGACUUCCUGUUCUGAUCCAGGCUAAUGCCUUGAAUUGAGGUACGUGUCAUUCCAGGAAUUGGUGUCCUUUGAGGACGUGGCUGUGAACUUCUCCUGGGAGGAGUGGCAGGACCUGGAUGAUGCUCAGAGGACCCUGUACAGGGCCGUGAUGCUGGAGACCUACAGUAGCCUGGUGUCACUGGGGCACUGCAUUUCCAAACCUGAGGUGAUUGUCAAGUUGGAGCAAGGAGCAGAGCCGUGGGCUGUAGGGGAAGCCCCAACCCAGCGCCUCCCAGACGUCCAGAGUGCAGGUGACCUGAUUGAGGCCUGCCAGGAGCAUCAGAGCAGACAUGUGGGGCAAGUUGGGUUCUCCAGCAACAAAAGGUCAGCUACAAAGAGAACCGCCUUGGACAAACCAUUUAAUUUGAGCGCAAUCCACAUUUCAGACCUGGUUAUAAAUAAUGGAAACUGUUCAGGAAUGAAGCCAGAGGAGUUUGAUGUGUGUCAGAACAUGUUUCUCCCUGGUGAGCCUGAUGAGAUGCAUGGUGGAGAGCAGCCUGAGGACCGUAAUAUGAGCGGCAAACCCUUCGGGUGUGAACACCGUAGUUUUCAUCAGAAGGGUCAGAUUUUGCAGCCACCUUUUGAAUUUGGUGGGCAAGGGCACGACUUUAGCAAGGAGACAACCACCUUUACACAUAGCAGUGCUCCUGUGGGAGAGACUGCCUGUAACUGUGAUGACUGUUGGAGAGCCUCUGACAAGUCUGCUGUCGUUGUCCAGGAGAGAACUCACAUAGGGGAGGGUCACUGUAGGUGUAACAAAUGGGGGAACACCUGCCUGAAACCAACCCAAUCGAAUCUUCACAGAGCUGAUUUGGAGGAGCAACACUGUGAAUGUGAUCAAAGCAGGGACAAUUUCAGCAAGAAAUUACACCUUUCUCGGCUUUCAAGAACUCAGGAGAGAAAACUUUUGAAUGUGACGUAUGUGGCAAAACUUUCCACAAAAAGUCUAAUCUCAGUAAACAUCAGAAAAUGCACACAGGGGAGAAACCUUAUCAAUGUAGCGAGUGUGAGGAAACCUUUAUCAGUAAAACAGUUCUUACAGUACAUUGGAGAACUCAUACAGGGGAGAAACCCUGUGCAUGUAUCGAGUGUAAGAAAUCUUUCUGCCAUAAGUCUCACCUAACUGUUCAUCAGAGAACCCACACAGGAGAAAAACCAUAUGAGUGUUACGAAUGUGGGAAAUCUUUCU